Mya arenaria is the source of this 1533-nucleotide messenger RNA. RefSeq lists its product as uncharacterized. The transcript has a single exon. Gene Ontology annotation, cellular component: nucleoplasm; chromatin. Gene Ontology annotation, biological process: positive regulation of DNA-templated transcription. The coding region runs from base 1 to 1533 and encodes 510 amino acids. Gene Ontology annotation, molecular function: zinc ion binding; ubiquitin-protein transferase activity. NCBI's taxonomy places the organism in Eukaryota, Metazoa, Mollusca, Bivalvia, Myida, Myidae. The record is from RefSeq and is a predicted model, not a curated record.
AUGGCUGAGUGCGAGAGAAAAGUAGCGGACACAAGUGAUAACGCGGACUCUGUCGGAGGGAAGAUUAUCGGAGAGACUGAUGAUCGUGUGAGGCUAUGUGAGCCGUGUUUUGAGGAAGGGGCCGAAUUCCCCGCGGCCAAGUUUUGUGUUGAGUGUGAGGACUAUUUGUGUGAGACAUGCGUGCAAUAUCAUCGAAAGUCCAAACCGUCUAAAACACAUGAACUGAUUGAUAGCGGUGAUAGAGUGCAAGGUUCCAGGAAAAAGGAGGGAAGAGAUAUAUUUAUCUGUUCGAUUCACCAGGGAGAAAUAGCUCUUUAUUGUACAAAACAUGAUAAACUGUGUUGUUCGAUGUGCGUUAGCGGAGUUUAUAUGAUGUGUGGAGACAGUAUUUGCAAGGUUGGUGAUGUAGCUGAGAGAGAAAAAGAGAAGAAGGAAAUUAAAACAGUGGUGGAAAAGAUUAAAACAAUAACUGUAAGUGCUCAGGAAAACAAACAAAGGGCGACGACAAGCAUCGUAUCAGGAACGGAACACUUUGCGAAAGAAAUAGAGGAACUGAGGAUGACAGUAUAUGAAGAAAUCGCAAGAAUUAAGACAAUCGAGAUGGCCUGUGAUUCUGUUUUAAGAGAGGUAGAGAAGUGGGAUAUCCUCGUUGAAGAUGGUAAACAAACGAAAGCGAAUGGGAAAUUUUUCAUUGUCACGAAAUUGGCAUCAGAACAACUUGUAAUUCUGGCUGAAACCUUACAAGGUUUGGUAGAAAACAACAAAUGGAAAUUCAGUUCCUUGUCGCUGCGGUCAUUGCCUGGAUAUCCAGAUGAAAAACGGGCUCCUAUUCUUCUAAAGGAGAUACCUCUAACUGGUGAUCCUAGAGUGAGAGAUAUUUUUCCAAUAGGACAGAAAAUAGCAGUCGCAGACGGUCCUGGGAAAAAAAGAAUUCUGAUAAAUGUAGAUAACCCAGAUAAAUGGUUUGAAAUAAAACUGCCUGCGGCGCCUUGGGAAAUAGCUGUUAAUUCCUUCGGGCAAAUGUAUGUAGGUUUUCAGGGUCAAUCCAAAAUAAUGAAAUACUUAUACCCUCUUUCAGACACUAAAAACUGCAUCGAAAUUAGCAAUGGCGCAAAACGAAGUUGCAUUCGAUGUCACCGUGACGUCCUCAAAAUUCAAGGUUUAAGUCCCUUCUUUUUACAAGAAAUUGACGCUUCUGAAAAAACGAAAGCAAACCAUAAAAUGAAAGCUCUGCCCGGUGUUUCCUCUGUAGAGAUACAUUCAACAAUCGAUGAAAUCACUGGAUCUAUGUUCCUCAUCGGCAGAAAUCUGUUGGGAUUAAGAGAAGUCACCAACGAUGGCGAGGUAAAGACAAUUUCUCUGUCAAAACCAAUAGACAAACCUGGAGGAAUCGUGUUGGAUACUAAUGGUACAUUUUUGGUCAGCAGCGAAAGUGAUAAUAGUGUUAAACGACUGGAUAUGGACGGAGUUCUCGAGGAUUUCAUUACAGGUUUGGAGUUCGAACCACAUGGACUUGGCUUGGAUAAACAAUGA